ACGGAGGCUGGGUGGCGGGUUCGCGGCUACCGCCGGACUGAGGCCUACUCCGUCGCCUCUCAGUGCUAUUGUCCCUGGGCCCGGCCCUGACCGGGCCCACCGGGGAGGCGAGUGCUCCGGCUCCGCGGAAGAUGCCGGACCAAGCCCUACAGCAGAUGCUGGACAGGUGGAGGAGGAGGCAUUUUUUGGAUAACCAUAAGAUAGCAUGAAGUCCCAGACAGCUUGCCUGAGAAGUUGCUGGGUGUGUUUUGCCACUGAUGAAGAUGAUAGAACAGCUGAAUGGGUGAGACCAUGCAGAUGCAGAGGAUCUACAAAAUGGGUUCACCAGGCUUGUCUACAGCGCUGGGUGGAUGAAAAACAAAGAGGAAACAGUACAGCGAGAGUGGCAUGUCCUCAGUGCAAUGCUGAAUACUUAAUAGUUUUUCCGAAGUUGGGUCCAGUUGUUUACGUCUUGGAUCUUGCAGACAGACUGAUCUCAAAAGCCUGUCCAUUUGCUGCAGCAGGAAUAAUGGUUGGCUCUAUCUAUUGGACAGCUGUGACUUAUGGAGCAGUGACAGUGAUGCAGGUUGUAGGCCAUAAAGAAGGUCUGGAUGUUAUGGAGAGAGCUGAUCCUUUAUUCCUUUUAAUUGGACUUCCUACUAUCCCUGUCAUGCUGAUAUUAGGCAAGAUGAUUCGCUGGGAAGACUAUGUGCUUAGACUAUGGCGCAAAUACUCAAAUAAACUACAAAUUUUGAACAGUAUAUUUCCAGGGAUUGGCUGUCCUGUUCCUCGAAUUCCAGCUGAGGCUAAUCCUUUAGCAGAUCAUGUCUCUGCCACCCGAAUUUUGUGUGGAGCCCUUGUCUUUCCUACUAUUGCGACAAUAGUUGGUAAACUAAUGUUCAGUAGCGUUAACUCUAAUUUACAAAGGACAAUCUUGGGUGGAAUUGCUUUUGUUGCCAUUAAAGGAGCAUUCAAGGUGUAUUUCAAACAGCAACAAUAUUUACGUCAGGCGCAUCGCAAAAUUCUAAAUUAUCCAGAGCAAGAAGAAGCAUAAAACUGACUUCUCGUUGUUCUGCAGUUCUCUCAUCCUUAUGAGUCUGUUGUUUUGAUUCCAUCAUUAAUGCACAGUAGUGGAGACUUGUGAUAAGCUGCUGCUCUUGUAUUUUUAAGAAAUAUAAUAAAGCACUUAGGGCAGGGGAAACCCUCUCAGUAAUCACGGAACCUAAGGAUGUGAUUGGUUUUCCUUGUUUUGUACGUACUUCUUUUAUGGCAGUCAUCUGAACCAUUCAUUAUCUUAGCAUGGUGAACCUGAGUUUUGUUCUUAUUUUCUCCAGACAGAAAUGUAAAGAUCAAACCGUGCAAAUAUUUAAAAAUGCACAUGCUGUUUUAUUCAAAUGCCUCUUUUGUACAUGUUCAUGUUCAGUGUUUUCUUAGAAUCAGCAACUCAAUGAAGGUACUAUGAGGAUUUUUCUCACUGGCAUAAUUUGAUUACAAGCUAAACAGGAAUCUAUGUUAAUAUGAGGAAAUGUAAAUUAAAUUAGUUAUAAAUAAAUAACAAACCAAAAAUGUAUGUAAACAUUCAAAUUAUUAUCUGAACAAAUGCAAUUUUGUUGUGUUUUUCUUAACCCAUGUGAUGUCCUCCAAAAUGUGUAGGGUAAAAAUUCACAGGGCUUCCAGAUCACUUUUUCACUAUUAAAUUUUAUUUAUAUAAUGUUGACAUCUCAUAAUUCAUAAUGUAAUUUUGACUCAUGCAGUCUUAAUUACUGUCUGUGUGUGGGGUAUAUGUGUGUGUGAGAGAGAGAGAGAGAGUCAGUCAUCAGGUCCUUCCAUUACUGGAGUAAGGUUUUUAAAUUCAUAUUUCUAGAAAUUAGAGCUGCCAGUUUAUAGUAGUUUGAGCACAGAGAAUGAUUUGCAAAAAAUCAAUAAAGUUAUUUUCCUCUCCUC
Molecule: messenger RNA, 1923 nt
Organism: Camelus dromedarius (Arabian camel)
Lineage: Eukaryota; Metazoa; Chordata; Mammalia; Artiodactyla; Camelidae
Gene: MARCHF5
Product: membrane associated ring-CH-type finger 5
Exons: 7
Coding region: 206-1033 (275 amino acids)
Biological process (GO): regulation of mitochondrial fission; protein polyubiquitination
Cellular component (GO): mitochondrial outer membrane
Molecular function (GO): zinc ion binding; ubiquitin protein ligase activity
Source: RefSeq, a predicted model, not a curated record